CGUUAUAUUUUUCGGUAUAUUUAGAAUUACGAGAAGAUCUUAACUCUUUGUUCUCUUUAAUUUAUUUUUUACCUAUCAAUAACUUCAUAAUUAAUUUACGUAAAAGAUUAAAAAAGAAUACUCCCUAAAAUCACGUAUUACGAAGAUUAUUUGAAAAAUAAAGAAAAAUCAAAUUGAAAUAUUUUAAAUUAUUUGAAAAAUCGCAUUGUAUAAUGUCGAGUCUAAUUCGAUGUUAGAGUUGAUGUGUAAGAAAUGUCGACGUUGAGAUAAGAAUGAAGAUUAUUUGAAAAAUAAAGAAAAAUCAAAUUGAAAUAUUUUAAAUUAUUUGAAAAAUCGCAUUGUAUAAUGUCGAGUCUAAUUCGACGUUAGAGUUGAUGUGUAAGAAAUGUCGACGUUGAGAUAAGAAUGAUAAGUGUUAAAGAAUGAUUAUCAUUCGGUUCAACAAGAUUUGAACAAUUUUUCUUUUUAUCAUUUGAUCGAAUCCAAAAUAUUCCAAACGAUAAUUCUCAUCGUUAUUUUAUUUAUCAAUUUGAAUAAAAAUUGGAAACUUUCCUAUUAACGUUGAAUCAUUAAAUGAUCGAUCAAAUUAUUAAAACGAUAUCCUAACGGUAAUUCUCAUUCGAUGAUACUACCUGUUGAAUUGUUUCUAUCAAGUAUUCAUUAUAAAUAUUUCCUCUUUUUCUUUUCUUUUUUUUUUUCUUUUUUUUUUCCUUUACUCAUCGUCUCUGAAGUGUCUCUUUAAACUCAUGGAGAGCCUACGCAGGUACGUCAGAACAGGAAGCAGGGGAUGCGCGGUGGCAUUCUCGCAGGACGAGGAGUAGUUCGCGAAGGGAAAAGAAAGAAAUGUGGAGAGGGGUAGAUACACGCGCAGGAGGAGUUGGACUGGGCCCACCAGGUGCACGUAUUACCUAUAAGGAUGAGCACGAAACCAAGUGGGAACCAUAUGUUGAUGCGGCGAAGAACUUGCUGGCACGCGCCACACUCAAACUCGAGCCUUUACACCGCGAAGAUCUUCUCGCCGUGUCUUUUAGUUCGUGCUCUUCGAAAGUUCUUUCUGUUGUUGUUGUUGUUGUUGUUUUUUUCUUUUUUUUCUUUUUUUCUUCCUCUUUUUCAAUCGACGAACAGACGGGCGAGGAGAGAUUGGUGAAGCUUCCCUUUUCCUUUUCUUUUCGAUAAAAGAGUGAAUUCUAGAAUAUCGAAGUAACGAAAAAAAAAAAAUAAAAUAAAAUAAAAAAUAAAUAAAUAAAUAAAUAAAUAAAUAAAUAAUAUUCGAACGAUUUCACGAGCUAUGUGUUUCUUAUUCAUUGUGAAAAAUUAGAUAGUAGAAGAUAGAUAAGAAUGACAAGGAUAGAAAUAAUUCGAUCGUGAAAGUGAAAUUCGAUAGAGUUUCCAAGUGAAAUCUAAGCUAGGCGAUGUUAACGAAGAAAAAAAUAUAUUCUAUUUGAAGGAGGAUAUGUACGAGAUUACCGAUGAUCUGAUUUUAAAACGGUACAUGCAGGAUUUCAAUUGAUAAUGGCUCUAUUAUCCAAUCAUCAUAGCGAUUAUCAAUCCUGCUCCUCGGACAUGUUAACGUCCACUUAUUCGACAUCAACUGGAAGGACGUAUGAUCCACUUUAUCCUUCGCCAUAUAAUUCGCCAAAUUGCGAACACGUUAAGACAAUGUACGGGGAGAAUUAUGUGUACAAAGGUGAAUUAACGCCACGAAGAGAACUUGAGAAUCUUGAUUAUGCGAAAAAUUUGGAAACAGAGUAUUCGAGAACACCUGAGGGAUACGAAAGAGGACCUUGUGGUGUUUUGACACCCGUUACACCACAACGAUACGAGAGUCAACAUCAUAUGGAUCAUGGAAUGUCACCUAGAACUACCUUGUACGAGGAUAAUUCAAUGGAAUAUCAUCCGACGGCUUACUGUUAUGAGAAUCUCGCGCAAAAACCUAAAUAUCAAUCUAUGGAGAGUGACAAGACAGUUUGUACGAUUGUCGAGUCGCGAAGAAAUUGUUGGGACGCGAUAUCAUCGACGGUUCAGAAAAAUCAAUCAUCUCCUACGACACAGCCAAGAAGAGGAAGACGACGUUCGAGCGAUGUACCCCCAUCACCGAGUGUUCUCAAAAGGCGUAGAUUGGCUGCGAACGCACGGGAGAGACGUCGCAUGAAUGGUUUGAACGACGCCUUCGAUAAAUUGCGCGAGGUUGUACCAAGUUUAGGAGCCGAUCAUAAGCUCAGUAAAUUUGAGACUCUUCAAAUGGCUCAAACAUAUAUCGCCGCACUUUGUGAAUUACUCGAGAAACACGAUGGAAAAAGAUAAAAAGGUGAGCUCGAUCAAAAGUUUCUAUUCGUUUGUCUUAAAAAUUUCUUAUCAAUUAUUAUCGAUAGAUGCCGAAUUAAUAUUGUUACUAAUUAUAAUUUAUUUCUGAGUCAAGAGUAUAUAUAUAUAUAUAUAUAUAUAUACUCUUAUUUUGGGUACAAAGUGUAUCUAAAAAUUGUAGUACAAGCCAAAAAGGAUUGAUUCAUCGUGCAAAUAAUAAAUUGCAAAUGUAUAAUCAUAAUUUUCUUUUUUUUUUUAUUGAAUAUUGUUUUCAAGAAAAUCAAUAAUAAAAUUUCAAAUCAAGUACACGUGCAUUUGAAACGUAAUGAAAAUCAAUUUCGCAUUUAAUUAUUAUAUUUCUAUUCAUAAACAAUAUCGUGACUUGGUAUGAAUUAUAUUACUACGUUAAAUCUCAAUGAUACGGUAAUUAAAGUAAUUAAUUUUUUAUAUUACAAUUUAAUAAAUAAUCGUUAGGCUAUGUAAUAUUUUAAAGUCAGUUACAACGAACAGGAUCACUGAACUUUAAUUCGUCAAAAUACACGAUUACUUGAUUUGUAAAUAAUGUAUUUCUAUAGUAUAAAGUAUGAAUUACAAUAAACUAUAAAUCUGCGAAUGAAUCGUUAAGAUGCUGAAUAUCUCGUAAACGAUAUUAAUUUAAUUAAAUAUAAUUUUAAUCGCAAAUGACCAUUAUUAUGUAAAUAUGCAAAAAAAAAAAAAAAGGAAAAAAUAUAAGUAUCCAUUUAAACGAACUAUGUUAACUUCAUAAAUUGAAAAAGUUACGAGGUAAAAAAAGAAAAAUAAAUUGUUUAAAUGCAUUUUGUAGUUGACUCAGAACCGUGCAAAUUUUUUUUAUUGAACUUUCAAUCGAAAUAUUUUCUUGGACGGACACCCUAUAUAUAUAUAUAUUAACUAUAUUAAUAAAUAUAUUUAUAUAAGUAUUAUAUAAGUUACAUAUUAUAUAUAUAUUAUAAUAUAAUAUAUAUAAUAAUAAUAAUAUUUAUAAUAUAAUAUAAGUUGAAGAUGAAUUAAACGUAGAUAUAGAUUUUCUGGACAAUCCGAUAUAAAAAUUAAUUGAUAAAUUUCAUUUGAUAAAUAUUAGAUUGGAAAAGAAAAAUUGUGAUUUUCAAUUUGCGACGACUGAUUAUGAAUAGAUCGUAGCUUAAUUAAUAUAAAAAGUGAGUUGAUAAUUCUACGUCGAAGGAUGUGCCAUUAGAAUGUUAAUAUUCCUGAUUUGGUCUGUUCACUUUUAUCAUCAUGUUCCUUCUUAUCAUUAACUUAGAAUACUUCUUUUCUUUUUUUUUUUUUUGAUAAUGUAAAUAUAUACCUAUUAAAUAAUAUUUAUUACGACAUCUGGUCUGUGUACCUAAAUAUAAUAUUUUUAUUAUACUUGUAUAGAAUAAAUGUGUGCGACUAACGGUGUCCAAAGAUUAAUCAUAAUGAAGAUUGAUUUUACAUUAAUUUUUGUAUAAGAUAAUUUUAUUGUACAAUGACGUAUACAAUUAUGUAUUUCCCUUUAAUUUUUACUAUUUCCGUCCCAUUCAUAAGAUAUUCCACACACACACACACACACACACACACACACACAUACAUAUAUAUAUAUAUAUUACAAUUAAUUUCUAAGCAAAGCGCAAAGGAUAUGUUCUUAUAGAUAAAUAUUAGAAAAUUAAGGAGAUAUACAGCAUCAGACCAAAGAAGUAUUUAUAUAAAUCAUAACUUAGUGUGUCAUUGCGAUUACUUUUUUUUUUUUUCCUAACAGUAUUCCCGAUAGAUUUUUUAAGCACGACUUGAAGAAAUGUUGUAUUCUUGUAUUA
Molecule: messenger RNA, 4115 nt
Organism: Vespa velutina
Lineage: Eukaryota; Metazoa; Arthropoda; Insecta; Hymenoptera; Vespidae
Product: heart- and neural crest derivatives-expressed protein 1-like
Exons: 3
Coding region: 1513-2304 (263 amino acids)
Molecular function (GO): protein dimerization activity
Source: RefSeq, a predicted model, not a curated record